Rotaria socialis is the source of this 963-nucleotide messenger RNA. Lineage: Eukaryota; Metazoa; Rotifera; Eurotatoria; Philodinida; Philodinidae. The record is from the annotation of a GenBank genome assembly.
AUGGUUCGCGUAAAGCAUCAAAAAUCAGGACGUCGAAAUUAUUAUCAAAAUAAAAAUUCCAAUGUUUCUCAUACUACUUCAUCUUAUAAAAAUACAAUUCAAAUCGAUCAGCAUGGAUUUUUUGUAACAUUUUGUUCAUCAAAAGAAUUAUUUGUUCGUAAUGAAGUCUAUAAUCUAUUAAAUCGUUUUGCUGAUCAAUUGUUUGGUGCAGAAUUUUCCGACGAAAAAGAAGUUGAAACAGCAGAUCUUGACGAUCUCGAUUCAGCAUUAGAAAAUGAAAAAGACAAAUUAAAAAGUUCAAAUAAAAAAGUUCGUCGUUUUCAAAUUGUGAAAUCAGGUGCGAAACAUUCUUUUUUUGUUAUAACUACACUACCCAUACUAUCGAUAAAUAAAUUAACUGAAUCAAUAUUCGAUACAACUAUACAAGCAAAAGAACAACAUAGUCGAUAUAUUGAACGUUUAUUACCUAUUUCAUUUAUAUGCAAAGCCUACGAUGACGAUCUCAGACAAUUGAUAAUAAAAAGAAAAUUUAUCGAUCAACUUUUAUCACUUGAUACUGAAAAUUCUACUGUAUGGUUUGAUGUUCAAGCUAAAAAAUCGAAUAAUACCCUACUGAAAUCAAGUCAAUUAGAAGAAAUUAUUAUUGGCGAUUUAUUAUCAAGAAAACCGGAAGAUUUAAAUGGCAAAGUAUUUAAACGUGAUUAUAAAAAGCCUCAAAUACAUAUAUUACUGCAUGUCAUUAGAAAUGUAAUACUUAUUUCAAUAGUACGAAAUUUUGAUUUGUACAAAAAAUAUAAUCUCUCUUCGAUUAAUCUUGCUGUGACAACAACAGAAGAAGGAAAACAACAGCAGCAGCAACCAACUAAGAUUAUAUUUGAAGCAGAAGAAGAAGAAGAAGAAGAUGAUGGUGGUGGUGCUGACGACGAUGCAGAGGGGGAGGGGGAGGAAAAAACAGAUAAAUAA